AUGGAGACUGCCGAGUUGGGCCUCAAUAUCUUCCAAGUCAUCCAAAACGAACUUAUUCAGCGUGAAGGCAACCGAUCUACACUAGGUCUUGGUGUUCGCCUCGCCAUACUCGAAGACAGACUCAAGAACCAAGACGCACGGAUAAAGAAUGGUUUACUAUGGAGACCCUACCACGCAAUCUCCCCCAUUUCUGCACCUACGCCAGAAGCCAGAGCCGCCGUCGAAGCACAAAGGAAACGUCUCCUGGAAAGAAAAGGUGCAAAGCCAACAAAGGAUGACAAAGACCCGACGAUGCACGUCCGAGAUGAUGAGCUUUGGGCGGUUCAUCGUCAUUUUCCGCGGACUGUGCUCGAGUUCAAGGAACUUCAAUUCCAUCCUGACUGGGUACGAAGCUUACUCGAAUUUUAUUCCGUCAAGGUCUACCGGCCAGACAUGAGGCCGGUGGUUAUAGACCCGGCUGACCGCCUGAUCGACGUUCAACAAAACCUCGAGACGUGUCUUGAGGAGUUGGCCAUGACCUGGGGGCUCAACUGGUUCCGAAUAGGGGGCCUAGCUCUACCUGGUCCAGCUCAUCCUUUUCCGAAUCCUUGA
Messenger RNA from Fonsecaea monophora, 591 nucleotides. RefSeq lists its product as hypothetical. Bases 1 to 591 code for a protein of 196 amino acids. The transcript has 2 exons. NCBI's taxonomy places the organism in Eukaryota, Fungi, Ascomycota, Eurotiomycetes, Chaetothyriales, Herpotrichiellaceae. The record is from RefSeq and is a predicted model, not a curated record.